Molecule: messenger RNA, 2202 nt
Organism: Thamnophis elegans (Western terrestrial garter snake)
Lineage: Eukaryota; Metazoa; Chordata; Lepidosauria; Squamata; Natricidae
Gene: SLC41A2
Product: solute carrier family 41 member 2
Exons: 11
Coding region: 301-2025 (574 amino acids)
Biological process (GO): monoatomic cation transport
Cellular component (GO): plasma membrane
Molecular function (GO): monoatomic cation transmembrane transporter activity
Source: RefSeq, a predicted model, not a curated record
GAGCUGUCAAUAACUCCGCGGCCGCCGGGCAGGUUCCUUCUUCCUGUGCUGAGCGGGCAGCUUCUGGGCGCUGCGCCCGACGGAGGAUGGCAAGCGGCGGCAUCUGCUGCGAGAGGCUGGGGCCAGCCCCGCCGUCCUUGGCCAGAUUUAAACUGGGUUAUGGAAUUGUUCAAGACCAAAAAGACAUAAAAAGAACACUUUCUACAUAGUAGACAAAAAAGCACUUUCUUUGUUCCUGUAUAACUAUAAAAUUUGUUGAGAGCUCUGAAGUGAUUAUCAAAACAAUAUUUCCAAAACAGUAUGACUAAUUGUAAAGGAAGAUCUGUCAGCAAGAAAAGAAAUGAUAACGCCUAUAGUGAAGGAGGAUUUGUAAACUGGACUAUAAAUCUAAAUGCAAUUCAGUCUGACAAAUUCUUGAACUUACUGUUGAGCAUGGUUCCAAUUGUUUAUCACAAAACCCAAGAAGAGAGACAUAAGAAAGGAAAUAGUCUCUGGCAAGAUGGAUUGCAGCCAUCAGGACACAAUUUCAGUAUUAGGACUGAUCAACGCAUGGAUUAUCAUCACUUUUCAGAAUCAGCCUAUCAUGGGAGUAAUGGACACAAUUCAUCAAGCUGUAGCCCAAAGUAUGAUAACUUUGCAAGUUACAAUUAUUCAGAUGGGACUGACUCUUCAGAAAUGGAUGCUAUGCUGCAGGAGAACCAUUUACCUAGCGACAAUGAUGAAACUUCUCCCAUUGUGGAAGGAAGUAGAAAACAGCCCAAGGAAUCUAGUAGCAUUAUGGCAUUGCAGAUACUUGUGCCAUUCUUGCUAGCAGGAUUCGGAACAGUGUCCGCAGGGAUGGUUCUAGAUAUUGUUCAGCAUUGGGAAGUGUUCCGAAACAUUACUGAAGUUUUCAUCUUGGUCCCUGCAUUACUUGGCUUGAAGGGUAAUCUGGAAAUGACUCUGGCAUCUCGACUAUCCACAGCAGUAAACGUCGGGAAAAUGGAUUCCCCCAUUGAGAAGUGGAAUCUAAUAAUUGGUAAUUUGGCUUUAAAACAGGUACAAGCAACAGUGGUUGGUUUUUUGGCAGCUGUGGCAGCAGUCAUAUUGGGUUGGAUUCCCGAAGGGAAAUACCAUCUUGAUCACUCGAUUCUUUUGUGUUCUAGCAGUGUAGCGACAGCCUUCAUAGCAUCACUUUUACAGGGCAUAAUAAUGGUUGGUGUUAUUGUUGGCUCUAAGAAGACUGGCAUAAACCCUGACAAUGUUGCCACCCCUAUUGCAGCCAGCUUUGGAGAUCUAAUCACGCUUGCCAUUUUGGCAUGGAUAAGUCAGGGUUUAUAUGAUUGCCUUGAGAGCUAUUAUUAUAUAUCGCCGUUAGUUGGUGCCUUUUUCUUGGCUCUGACUCCUAUGUGGAUUAUAAUUGCUGCUAAGCAUCCAGCUACAAGGACAGUCCUCCAUUCCGGGUGGGAGCCUGUUAUAACUGCAAUGGUCAUUAGCAGUAUUGGUGGCCUUAUUCUGGAUACAACUGUAUCUGAUCCUAAUUUGGUUGGGAUUGUUGUUUAUACUCCAGUAAUCAAUGGGAUUGGUGGUAAUCUAGUAGCAAUUCAAGCCAGCAGAAUUUCGACUUAUUUACAUUUACAUAGUGUUCCUGGAGAAUUACCAGAAGAAGCCAAAGGCUGCUGUUAUCCAUGCAGAACAUUUUGUGGCACAGGAGUAAACAAUAAAUCAGCUCAAGUUCUUCUGCUGUUGGUGAUUCCUGGGCAUUUAAUAUUUUUGUACACGAUUCAUUUAAUGAAAAGUGGUCACACAUCUUUGACACCCAUCUUCAUUGUUGUAUAUUUGUUCACAGCACUUCUACAGGUAUUUAUCUUAUUAUGGAUUGCUGACUGGAUGGUGCACCACAUCUGGAAAAAAGGGAAAGAUCCAGAUAGUUUUUCUAUUCCUUAUCUUACUGCACUUGGAGAUUUUCUUGGAACUGCCUUACUUGCACUGAGUUUUCAUUUCCUGUGGCUGAUUGGGGAUAGGGAUGGAGAUGUAGGAGAUUAAUAAAUUAAUAACACCUAAUUUAUCCCAUUAGUUGAUGUCUCAGAGUAGGGACCACUUGAUUUAGCAUUUCAUAUGAAAUAUAUUAAGAGAGUAGUUGAGUUUCAUUACCGUAACGUCAGUGUUGACACUGAUAUUAAACAGCCUUAACUUUUUUAAAACAAUAAAAAACUAAAAUAA